AUGUAUUCUCAGGCAUUCCACUUGGGUGGACAAGGGCUCUUCUUGUCUGCUCAGUGCAACAUGGACCAGCAAAGCUCUUUUCAUUGUUUUGGGCUAUUUCUGGGGAUGCAGGAGAAGGGACCAAUGAUUUUUGCUGUGGAUUAUGAGUUUGCGGCACGGUCAAAGCCAACUGAGGAGUUUGUUAGCAAAUACAAAGAUUGGCUUGGUAUGGAGGACUCUACAGAUUUAGGAAUGGGUCGUAAUGUAGCCGUAGGUCAACUUCCUUCUACUGGUAGUACUGUUUGUCCAAAAAGACGUAAAGUUUCAGAUGUUUGGGGUCAAUUUACAACAUAUACAGAAGAUAAUGGGGAAGUGAGGGUAAAGUGUAUGAUUUGUGGUAAGUCUUAUGCACAUGGUAGUUCCAGUCAUGGGACUAAGAAUAUGAGGCGCCAUAUGGAAGGUUGUCCUAAACGUACCAUUACUACUAGUGUAGAUCAAAUGAUGAUGGAUUGUGACACUAAAUUGAGACGUUUGAAGAUUUCUCAAGAAAUUUAUCGUGAGAAGAUGGCAAUAGGAAUCAUAAAACAUAAUUACCCAUAUUCAAUAGUGGAGCAUGAAGGAAUUAGGGAUGUCCAUAUGUAUUUGAAUCAUGAAGUUAAGCAUUAUACUAGGAACACCGCUAAGGCGGACUGCUUAAAGAUAUAUUACAGGGAGAAGGAAAGGAUUAAGCUUGCUUUAGAGAGGGUUUCGGGUAGAAUAUGCUUGACUUCUGAUAUUUGGAGUUCUUGUACUACUGAUGGGUAUAUUUCUUUAACGGCUCACUAUGUUGAUGAGAACUGGGAGUUACAGAGUAGAAUUCUGAAUUUUAGCCAUAUUCCUCCUCCACACUCGGGGGCUCUUUUGUCAGACAUAGUGUAUGAUUUCUUAAAAGAUUGGGGGAUUGAAAAGAAAGUCUUCUCUCUUACAUUAGACAAUGCAAGUAACAAUGAUAAAAUGGAAGACAUUUUAAGGAGUCAACUUUGUCUGCAAAAUGUUUUAUUAUGUGAUGGUUCUUUUUUUCAUGUGCGAUGUUGUGCACAUAUCUUGAAUCUGAUAGUCCAAGAAGGGUUAAAGGUGAGUAGCGUGGCUUUGCAUAAAAUUCGUGAAAGUGUGAAAUAUGUUAAAGGAAGUGAGGCUAAAAGAAUGAAGUUUGGAGAACUUGUCAAACAAAUUGGUGUAAUAAGCUCAAAAGGAUUACGAACGGAUGUUCCCACGAGAUGGAAUUCCACUUAUUUAAUGCUUGAAAGUGCGUUAAUAUACCGUCGUGUGUUUGUUCAUUUGGCACUGAUAGAUCCCAAUUAUAAAAGUUGUCCUUCAAAUGAAGAAUGGGAUAGGGGCGAGAGGAUUUGCAAGUUCUUGCAACCAUUUUAUGAGAUCACUACUCUUUUUUCGGGUUCCCAGUACCCCACAGCAAACUUGUAUCUCAGAAAUGUGUGGAGAAUUCAAGUGCGUUUAUACGAAGAGAUGGAAAAUGAGGAUGAAGUUCUUAGUACCAUGGCAAGUCAAAUGAAAGGAAAAUUUGACAAAUAUUGGGAUUCUUAUACAGUUGUGUUAGCAAUUGCAGCAAUUCUGGACCCACGUUUCAAGUUUGAGUUUGUUGAGUUUUGUUACAAAAAAGUUGAUGGCCCAGUAGUUGCAACAAGAAAGUUGGAGUUGGUGCAACAGGAGUUGUAUAGGCUUUUUGCUGCUUAUGAGAGUCUAAGUGGCCAUGAGGUUCCCACUGGAGAUGAUUGCGGACAAGCUAGUAAUCCUCAUAUCAUUGGAGAUGAUAUCUGUGAAUUUGACUACUACAAGAGUGACUUUAGUGCUACUAAGAAGUCCGAAUUGGAUACUUAUUUGGGAGAGGCAAGAUUUGAUCGCAUCAAAUUUUGCAAUUUGGAUGUCCUGGACCAUUGGAAGAAAAAUAGUGAUCGAUAUCCGAUACUUUCGAUGAUGGCCCGUGAUGUGAUGAGUAUACCAAUAACGACUGUUGCUUCGGAAUCCAGUUUCAGUAUUGGUAGCAAAGUGCUCAGUAAAUAUCGAAGUUCACUUUUACCGGAGAAUGCAGAGUCUUUGAUAUGCACCAGGACAUGGAUUUCUGGAUAUGAAGUUAAAGAAGAUGAAAUUGAUGAUGUUCAGCUGGUUGUGCCAUUAAGUCAAGGGCGGGGGAAGGAGAUUGCAUAAUCAAGGGAGGCUUUGUUUGUUUAGUGUGUUUGGUACUUUGGUUAAACAAUUA
Messenger RNA from Pistacia vera, 2233 nucleotides. RefSeq names its product zinc finger BED domain-containing protein RICESLEEPER 2-like. Lineage: Eukaryota; Viridiplantae; Streptophyta; Magnoliopsida; Sapindales; Anacardiaceae. The record is from RefSeq and is a predicted model, not a curated record. Gene Ontology annotation, molecular function: DNA binding; protein dimerization activity. Bases 1 to 2181 code for a protein of 726 amino acids. The transcript is spliced from 4 exons.